Nicotiana tabacum (common tobacco) is the source of this 801-nucleotide messenger RNA. Lineage: Eukaryota; Viridiplantae; Streptophyta; Magnoliopsida; Solanales; Solanaceae. The record is from RefSeq and is a predicted model, not a curated record.
AUGAAGCUGAACCCAGAGAAAUGUGCCUUUUGCGUUGCCUCAGAUUUCGAAGCAUAUCUGUCAAAACUGCCUCUGUUGUCAAAGCCAAGGGAUGAUGAGAUUACUCAUCUAUUUUGUCGUAUCAGAAGUGGCAGUAAGCGCAGUAUUGAAAGAUUAGCUAAAUGGGCAAUAGAACUUAGUGAAUAUGAUAUUAUUUAUCAGACUCGAACUGCCAUAAAGUCCUAUGUACUAGCAGAUUUCAUAGCAGCUUUCAGUUCGAGCUUACUUCUUGAAGCUGAAAAUGAGGUACAGAUAAUUACCGAAUCUAAUCUGGGGACUUGGACAUUAUAUACUGAUGGAUCCUCAAAUGUAAAAAAAGCAGCUUUGGAUAAUGUCUUAAUUUCACCUUUAGGAGAAAUUAUUAGGCAAGCAAUAAAAUGUUACCCUAUUACUAAUAAAGAAGCUGAAUAUGAGUCGGUGAUUACAUGUUUGGAAUCUGCAAACGAGAUGGGGAUUGAUCAAGUUGAAAUCAAAAGAGAUUCACAACUUGUGGUAAAUCAAAUGCAAGAGAAUUACGUAUCUAGAGAAACACAUAUGCAACAAUAUUUGAAAAAGGUGCGGGAAUUAUUAUGUCAGUUCCAAGUAUGGAAAGCUAUUAAAAUACCAAGAGAGGAGAAUGUGGAGGCUGAUGCAUUAGCAAAUAUGGAAUCAGUAGCCGAUGUGUCAAAUACGAAAAAUGUAAUCGUGAUGCACCUAUUCCAGUCAGCGCUCGAUCAAUCAGGAAUGAGAUUUCAACAAUUUAACAUGGGAUUAGAGAAAUAA